AUGGAAGAGGAGGCGCCAAAAAAGCCGAGGCCAUUCUUAAGGAAGGGACAAGAGUUACCAUCCUCCGCUAGGAGAGAUCUGGAUAGCGGAAUAUCGAACGAAGGAGUUUCUCCUUUUGGAGACGAUUCAAGACCACCAACAAUGUCGUCGUAUCGGGCCGACUCGGCACAAAACAGUGUCUCGCCUGGAUUUACAAGAACACAGCCGUCAGUCCUAGAAGAACAAGACCUCGAAAUAGAAAAACCACCCGAGGAAGAUGUUGAGGAGGUCUCCGCUCUUCAACCGUCAAAUCGCCCGCCGUCGUUUAUUCCAGAUUCCGCGUACAGUACCACUCCAAUGUCGACGAGCUGUUCGAUAGUUUCUGAUGAGCAGCGAAAAUAUCGACAAGAAGCAAAAGAUAUUUCACAAAGAGCUAAACUCAUAGCAAGUCUUGAUUCGAUGUCCCCAGGAUCAUCUUCUGGUAUUUCGACGCCCCUCGGCGCCAGCACACCGAUAACUGAUUUGAUGCAAAAUAAUCCAUCAAAAAGCACAAACAGCAUCGAAUUGAAUAUGGUCACGCCCCAGGCAAUAAGGCCUUUCACUUCGAAUCGAGUCAAUAUUAAUAAUGAUGUAAAUGCGGCAGCUCAAACCGGUGCUAGUUUAAUCAGCCAUCGUCCAGCUCCAUCUAGACCAGUGGCAAAAAAUUUUCAUCAAAAUUUUUUCCACGAUUAUCAUCAUCCGAAACAUCAAAAAGAAAAUAUUGGGCUUCGAACGAUCCCAGAGGAUGUUCGAGAAAGCCCUAGAAAACGUUAUACGAACGCCGAAAAAAACCUGAUGAUACAACUACGAGAUGCAAUCGCUCAUGUUGAUUUUGCUGAUGAACAAUUGAGGCGAACUGCAACGAAGAUAAAAGAUGAUUAUGUCAAGCUAACUGAAAAGCUUAAUGCUGAUUAUGAAAUGAAGGAAAAAGCGUUAGAAGAAGAGUUUAAGCGAAAAAUUGAAGAUUUGGAAGAAGAUCAGCGAAUGGAGGCGGAAAGAAUGAAAAGAGAACGAAGAGAUAUUGAACGUGACAGAAAAUCGCUACAAAAGGAAACCGGUGAAAGAGACAAAGAAAGAAACAAACUGAUAGAAGAUCAACGAAAGAGAAUAUCGGAUCUCGAAACACAAAUGGCGAAGUUUCGACACGAAAUCCGUAGUAGAGAUGAGAAAAUUCGCGCAAAGGACGAGGAAUUGGAAAAGCAAGCAAAAGAACUCGAGCGCAGCAAAAAGAACUGUUUGAUAAUGGAAAAGAGGAUUCGUCAAAUGCGUGCCGAAAAAGAAAAAUCAGCUAGAGAAGAGGAAUUGUUCGCGAAAGCGGCAAUAACGAACAGAAAAUGCAACAACUAUUCAAGAGCUCCAGACAUUGUCGCGAUUCCUGAAAUGAAUAGUCGGCCAAAUCGAGAUUCGCGAACUGUUAGUUGGGCAGACUCCGAACCGAAAUUCUGCGAGCCGACAGUUAAUAAAGAUGCGAUAAUGCGUCCCGCUGAAAAAGGAAUCGGUGAGUGGGGGCCGUUUGUGAUUUACCGCGACGGAAUUGGAAAUUUCUCGAAAGUCACGGAUACGAUAGAAAAUGGGCGAUUGUUUGAAUACAAGAAUGGAGAUAAACGAUGGAUAAACUCGCAAAAGUCGAUUAUUUGGAAUUUCUUCGCGAUUGACGGAGCUGUUCAACUUGAGUUGGCCCACGCUGAUAUCAUGCUUAGAUUUUACGUAAACCGACAGAUGGAGAUUUGGCGGCCGAACGACAUGAUCUCGCUUGUUAGUUAUCAUCGAAAUCAAAUUCGUACAGAAGUAAUGCAAAAGGAGAACGGAGAAUACUUUUCCGAACUGUACGACCGAAAUGGAAAUGUUAUUAUAAGAGAUAUGAUUCGACCUGACGUUAUCCGAAGAUACGAAGCCGGCCGGAAGUACACCUUCCGUGAUAGCCAGACGAGAUAUGUUCAGAUUCAGUCCUACGACGAUUUUGAAUUUGUUGAACCCGAGUUUCGACUGCGAUGGUGUCGAGGAGCGAUGAUUGGCUGCAAAAUCUUCGCAAAGAAUCCCGGAAAUGAGAAGACCCUGAAGCUUGAACUCAAUAUCGAAACUGGCGAAGGAAAAUUGGAGUCUAAUGCGAUCGUGUUUCUCUCUUUUGUCGGCAUUGCCCACUUGUUGGAGCACGGCCAACAGGAAGAAGAAGUGGUGAUGAUCCCACAGAUGACCGAUGAUGGAAGGCAAGUGUUUGUCAUCGAUUUAAGCGACAUCGAUCACGCAAAUGGAGCUGAGGUUCCCCGCAAUUUGACCGAAGAAGAUACCAAGAUUAUACCAACCAACAUUGAUUUCGCUGCGUUGAAAGAAGUUUACGCGAAAGAAAACAAAGGAGAGCGUUUUCUUCAAUCUCGACUCUUUUUUGAUGAUAAGAAGAGGAGAAAGUAA
Molecule: messenger RNA, 2427 nt
Organism: Caenorhabditis bovis
Lineage: Eukaryota; Metazoa; Nematoda; Chromadorea; Rhabditida; Rhabditidae
Source: the annotation of a GenBank genome assembly